Molecule: messenger RNA, 4416 nt
Organism: Scomber scombrus (Atlantic mackerel)
Lineage: Eukaryota; Metazoa; Chordata; Actinopteri; Scombriformes; Scombridae
Product: protein phosphatase 1 regulatory subunit 3C-B-like
Exons: 3
Coding region: 168-1172 (334 amino acids)
Biological process (GO): regulation of glycogen biosynthetic process
Cellular component (GO): protein phosphatase type 1 complex
Molecular function (GO): protein phosphatase 1 binding; glycogen binding
Source: RefSeq, a predicted model, not a curated record
GCAGGACAGCAGCAGCGGCUCUGUUCCUCUAAAAUGGCUGAAAUGUGAACCAAAAAGAACCAGAACAGAACCAGAACCACACAGAACCGAGCUUCCGGUCUGUAGCUUUGGUCUCUGUUCGGGUUGAGUCGGAUUCUGCCGGAUUUUACCGAACCUGAAACUUUUCAAUGAACUGCAGGGUUCUCCACAUCCUGAACCCUCGCCCCGGGGGUCCGUCGCCCAUCAUGCCCGUCGACAUGGCCGUGAGAAUCUGCCUCGCCAGCUCGCCCCCUCUGCGCUCCUUCCUCGGUAACUAUGACAACCGCUGCUCUUCCUCCGCGGCGGCCGCUCUCUCUCUGCCGCGCUGCCAGCCGCUGCGGCCGUGCCUGGCGUCCUCCGGCGUCACCACGGCAACCGCGGCCUCAUCGGCGGCAGAGGAGAGCAGCAGCAGCCGCGCGUGGCUCAGGAGGAAGAAGAAGAGCGUGGUGUUCGCAGACUCUCGCGGUCUGGCGCUGACUGCCGUCCACGUCUUCAACGAGUCGGAGGACGAUCCGCUGAGCGAGCUGCAGUUCCACUUGACGGAGCUUGAGGGUGCCGCCGGCAGGCUGCAGGACGAGACAGAAUCGGCUGAUGGUGGGUCGGGUUUGGUGCUGGACUUCACCCAGCCGGCUGCAGACUACCUGGACCUGAGGAACCGGCUCAAAGCCCAGCAGGUCUGUCUGGAGACCUGCUCGGUCCAGGACCGCCUGCUGUCGGGGACCGUGCAGGUCCGGAACGUCUGCUUCGAGAAGUCUGUUUCGGUCCGGAUCACCUUCGACUCGUGGCGGUCCCACCGCGACGUUUCCUGCUGCUACCUGAACAACGUGUACGGUUGCCAUGACACCGACACCUUCGCCUUCACCGUCUCCGUGCCCGAAGUCCUGGACCUCGCUGACAGGAUCGAGUUCUGCAUUCAGUACCAGACCCGGGACCGGAUCUUCUGGGACAACAACCUCGGGGACAACUACCGGCUGGCGGUGACGGAUCCACACGGCGACCCGGUCCGGAUCGCUGAGAGCUCGGCCGGCCUGCAGGUCCAGAGAGACGUGGAGAAGACGGACUUUGACCCGUUAGGAAGUCCCAGAACCUCGGCGCAGAUCUUCUCUGAGUGGCAGAGCUGGCGACGCCUGGAGACCGGCGCCCCCUACUGGUGAGACCAGCACCCCCUACUGGUGAGACCAGCGCCCCCUACUGGUGAGACCAGCACCCCCUACUGGUGAGAUCAGCGCCCCCUACUGGUGAGACCGGCGCCCCCUACUGGUGAGACCAGAGCCCCCUACUGGUGAGACCAGCACCCCCUACUGGUGAGACCAGCGCCCCCUACUGGUGAGACCAGCUGUUGAUCCAGAUGUUCGUAGACACUGAGACACUUUAGCUCCCAACCUUCAUUCCAGUCACUCAGGACCCAGAAACCAGAACCUGCCCCUCGUCCGCCGAGACCUGAACCACCAGAGCGACGCGUUAAAAUAUGCAAAUAAAACAAAACUUUCCAGAGUGACGAGCCGGAGGAAGACUUCAUCAUCUUCAUCAUGUGAUCCACCAGGUUGAUUAACUUCACAGUAAACAGCUUCUUAUUAAAGCUGCAAUGGUCAAUGGAUUAGUUGAUCAAUCGAUUAGUUGAUCAAUCGAUUAGUUGCAAACUAAUUAACAAAUCUUUAUUUUGAUAAUUUAUCGUUUUUAAGUAAAAUGUGAAAAACUCUCAGAUUCAGUUUCAUGUGAAUAUUUAAACUGAGUCUUUGAUCAUCUAAUCGAUUAAUUGAUCGAUGAUGUCACUGCUGCUUCGUACCAGCAGAGAUCAGGUCCAGGAGGAGACCAGCAGCACACUGUGAACCUGGUUCUGAACUGGUUCACUUCAGAACCCGACGUGAGCCUGAUCUGUUGGACCGAAGGCUCGAGAACUCAGCAAUGCUCGUAUCCAUGGAAACAGCUGAAAGCAUGUGUUUGAUCAGCAGCAACGACGAAGCCUCAAAAUCAGUUUCAGUCAUACCAUGAUCCACAUCCUGUAACCUGAGAACAUGUAGGGAACAUGUGGGGAACAUGGAAAUAAACAUGUAGGGAACAUGUGGUGAACAUGUAGGGAACAUGUGGGGAACAUGGAGAUAAACAUGCAGGGAACAUGUGGGGAACAUGUAGGGAACAUGGAGAUAAACAUGUGGGGAACAUGUAGGGAACAUGGAGAUAAACAUGUGGGGAACAUGGAAAUAAACAUGUAGGGAACAUGUAGGGAACAUGGAGAUAAACAUGUGGGGAACAUGUGGGGAACAUGGAGAUAAACAUGUGGGGAACAUGUAGGGAACAUGGAGAUAAACAUGUAGGGAACAUGUAGGGAACAUGGAGAUAAACAUGUAGGGAACAUGGAGAUAAACAUGUGGGGAACAUGUAGGGAACAUGGAGAUAAACAUUUGGGGAACAUGGACAUAAACAUGUGGGGAACAUGUAGAGAACAUGGAGAUAAACAUGUAGGGAACAUGUAGGGAACAUGGAGAUAAACAUGUAGGGAACAUGGAGAUAAACAUGUAGGGAACAUGUGGGGAACAUGUAGGGAACAUGGAGGGAACGUUUACUCACACUUGUCGUAUUCGGAUGUUUUUAACCCAAAAACAGUUCAGAUGAGUUCAUGACAGUUUUGUGUGCUGUUAAUCGAUUCACUGAUUGAUUAAUUGAUCAGCAGAUAUCUGGCCAGUGUUUGAUCAGCAUCUCUAGAAAAAUAAGUGAUACAAGUUAAGACAUUUGCAAAACUAGAUAGAUAGAUAGAUGGAUAGAUGGAUAGAUGGAUAGAUGGAUAGAUAGAUAGAUAGAUAUAUAGAUAGAUAGAUGGCACCUUACAGGACUGAAACCAAUAAAGUGCAAUAAAAAUAAAAGUGCAUGAGCUGAGUGCAAAUGUUGCUGCUAGUGCAGACCCAGCAGAGGGGGGGGGGGGGGGCUGUUGAGGAGUCUUAUUGCUUCGGGGAAGAAACUGUUUGUCAUCCUGGAAGUCUUUCCUCUCACAGACCUGAACCUGGAACAGGAGGAACAGGUAGGUUAGGGUGAGAAGAGUCUUUGAGGAUCCAGAUUGAAGGAUAGUUGUGAGGUCUGGCGGCUCAGUCCUGAUCAGUCCUGAUCAGUCCUGAUGAUCUUUCCAGCUGUUUUGAUGACUCUCUCUCUGGCUUCCUGUUCCCGGCUCUGCAGAACGUCAGCACGCUCUCAGCACAGCGGGAGAAGUUGAUCAGCAGCUUCUGUGGUAGAUUUUCUCUUCUUAGUUUCCUGAGAUAGAAGAGGCGUUGCUGGUCUUUCCCAAUGACUGAAGCUGUGUUGUUGCUCCUCCGUCACUGUUAGACAGACUCGCUCCAGCUCCUCUCUGCUGAUGUAGAGCGAGGGAUGGUUGCACCGCCCGAACCUCCAUCAUCUCCUUGUCUUGUUGAUGUUCAUGCUGAGGUUGUGAUUGGUGCUCCAGGCUUCCCACAUGUAAGCAGACUCAUGAUUGGUUGAGAUGAGGCCGAGCGCUGUGAUGUCAUCAGCAAAUGUAAAGAUGUAGCUUGUCGGCAGUGCAGAGUCACAGAUCCAUCAGACUGAUUGAUAGCUAAUCAGUUACAGGAUGUGAGGCUGGUACAUUUAUCUCUACAUUGACCUUUGACCUCCAGCUGCUGGUCACCUGACGCUACAGGUGGAGGUCGGCGUCAUCUGUUGCCGGGCAGAUUAGGCCGCCAUGUUUUCCUGAGUCACAUGAUCGUUCAAGCAUUUUAUUUUUUUAGUUUUUUUGUUGUUGUUUUUGUUCCUCAUUGGCUCUGAGCCCAAGGUGAACCUCAUCCUGAUUGGCUCCCACUGUGUCUUUGUAGUCUUUUUGUCAUGGUAACUGCUGUAGGCGGAGAAAGAGCUAAAAAGCUAAACCUGCACUUCCUGUUAGCUCCUGUAGCCAUACCAGCUUAAAAGCCUUUACUAAGCUAAGUGUGUGUGCGUGUGUGAGUGUGUAUGCGUGGGUGUGCGUGUGUUGUAUAUAAAGAGUGUGACAGGAAGUUGAAGAAGGGAAAUGAAACGUGAAUAUUUAAUGAGGUCGACGUCGACUGUAAACAAGGCUGUAACGUUAAGUGCAAUGUAAUGAUGUAAUGAUGAUGUAAUGAUGCAGGAAGUGAUCUAAGCAGGAGUAAGUGGAUGACUGUUUCCUUGUUGGUGUGUGUCCUUUCAGAAUAAAAGUCUAAUGUUUGUAGCGUUGUCUCUCCUGUCCGUUUAAAUAAUUUUCUAAAUAAAUGUUGGUAAGAUUUUUAAUUCAUAAAUCAGUUAAUCUAGUUUUAAAAGCAGCAUCAGGUUUGUUAAGUGGACUUAUACUAAUAAUGACAUUUAAAACAUCAAAAGGUUUUAUAGUGUCCAUGUGGUUCAGUUUAAAUUUAAAGGGUUAAAAUGAUAAAAUAAACGUAUGAAUAA